AUGGCUUCUAUCCGUUCGAUUUUACUUGUGAUUGCCCUGGCUCUCCAAGGCAGUGAGGCACUGCCUGAUUGUCAAGGCUACAUCCACAGUGGUACAAUCGCUUAUUUCAACAGCGCUCCCAUCACCUUUAGCUAUGAGCUUGCAACAGCCUUGGAUUGCCAAAGAUGGUGUGAGAAGGUAUCAACAUGCCAAGCAUGGCUCUAUGUUGACCAGUCAAAUCAAUGUGACCUGCAUCGUACGAAGGCGUUGAGCGUUUCGGAUAAUGCAGGAUUCAUCUUUGGCGGGUGCACGCCUAGAGCGGCCAAUGAAUCUCCAACAACUUCUACUCCUAGCUCUUCGUUGCACUCCGCUGUUAUCAGUACUGCAAGAACAUCAGAGAUUGCUUACUCGGUUCGUUCUCAUUCUUUUCAAGCAUGUUGCUCUGGACCUACGGCUAACGUGAUUCUGCUCUCGAAGGCUCAUGCUAGACGCGAAAUCCUCCGUCAUAAGCAGAAGGGUCACCACCAAAAGCUUUAA
Penicillium antarcticum is the source of this 516-nucleotide messenger RNA. RefSeq lists its product as uncharacterized. NCBI's taxonomy places the organism in Eukaryota, Fungi, Ascomycota, Eurotiomycetes, Eurotiales, Aspergillaceae. The record is from RefSeq and is a predicted model, not a curated record. The transcript has a single exon. The coding region runs from base 1 to 516 and encodes 171 amino acids.